Molecule: messenger RNA, 1802 nt
Organism: Daphnia pulex (common water flea)
Lineage: Eukaryota; Metazoa; Arthropoda; Branchiopoda; Diplostraca; Daphniidae
Product: methyltransferase-like protein 25B
Exons: 6
Coding region: 95-1558 (487 amino acids)
Source: RefSeq, a predicted model, not a curated record
UGUUACUCACGAGUCAAGACUCAAUAGUCGAGUCGAACAGGCGAUUCGAAAAUAACAGAUUUUUUGGUGAUUCAAAAAAUUUUAUUUGAUAAAGAUGUCAGCCGUAUUAGGACAUGACUGUUUUGUUUUGCAGGAAAAAAUAAGAAGUUGCCAUACAUUUUUGAACACUUACAAAUGGUUGACAGAUUCGUUUGUACUUGACUUUUUUACUGAAAAUCAUUGGGCUAAACUCUGUACCUCAUGGGCUCAAUCACUAGAUUUACUUACUCUUCAAGAGAUGGGUGAAUGUCUCCUGAGUCAAAGUGGAACUUCAAAAACCAAUUCACUAGUUCUUCCUCUAUCACUACUAGCCUUUAAAGCUGCUUGCAAAGCUUUGUCACUGGACAGGACAGCCAUCUCUAGUUUAGAUGAAAUCAUCAGUUAUUUAAUUAAACUUGGAUUUAAGAGUGCAACACUUCAACAUUGUGAAUGGAUGAGUCCAAACAGUGCAUGCAAACCAAAAGGAGCCCUCAGAAGUUUAAGUCAGGUUUUUCAUAGACAAGUAAAGCCGAAAAAGCAACAUGAAUUGUAUAGAAUGGGGCAGUGCUGUGCAACGAUAUCUCAAGUGACAAAAUGCCAAACUGUUGCAGAUGUUGGAGCUGGUGUAGGACAUCUGUCUCGCUUUUUGAGCUAUGGCCAUGGUUUGGAUGUAAUCUGUUUAGAGUGUGAAGAAAAAUUUGGUUCAGCUGCAGUCAAAUUGGACAGUAAAUUAGAAGAAUCGUGUGCAAGGCAAGGAAUUACAAAUAUCACCACUCCAAGACACAUCACUUUGACACUCAGUCCUUAUACAAAGAACUUGAUGGAGUUACUUGAACCUCAUAUUAUUAAGGAAACUUCAGCUGUUGGAUUGAUUGGUUUGCAUACUUGUGGUGACUUGGGACCUACGUUAAUUCGGAAUUUUGCAGUUGACCCUGGAAUAAAAUUUAUCCUGGCCAUCGGUUGCUGCUACAUGAAAAUGUCCCUUGACAGAACAUCUCCAGUUAGAGGGUAUCCUAUGAGUAACUUUGUUCAAAAUCAGUUGAAUCCAUCGUUUGUUAGUUACGAAGCUUUGGAAGUUGCGUGCCAUGCGCUAGAAUCAUAUUCUGGUCGCUUGACCGAUCUGGAAUCGGAAAAAUUUAAAGUUCAUUGCUAUCGUGCUACUCUAGAGACGCUGCUUAUCAAGUUAGAGCCUCCCCUUCAACGAGCUGGAUUGCGGAGCGUUAAGAAUGCUCAUCUCUUACCAUUCGAGGAAUAUGCUCGCAAAGCCCUUGACAAAAUGGAUGUCAAACUAGAUUUCAGUGAUCUCUCGUCAGAACACGUUCAGUCGUGUUUGAAACAGUGGAAACGUGUUGUCAUGUUCUACUCAUUAAGACUGAUGCUAGCACCAGUUAUCGAGACAGUCGUCCAGUUAGAUCGCCUGCUAUAUCUCGCUGAACAAGGUUGGUGCGGAUGUCUUCUCCCAUUGUUUGAUUGCAGACUGUCACCGAGAAAUUUUGCCCUGUUGUGUGUCAAACCAGAACCGAAGUCGGAGAGUUGCUGACGUCAUUUGAAAUGUUCGUCUCUUCCGUCAGUUGUUUAAGUUCCCCAUUAAGGUUUUUUUCUCGUCGCUUUACAGUAGUUCCUGUGUGCCCCUCACAAGUCAGGUUUUCAGUUUCACACUUCUUCUUGCAACAAGUUCUGCACAGUUUGUGCUCGCACUUAACUCCCUGUGAAAAGAAAAUUGUUAUAGCAGAAUAUUUGUGUGUACUUGAAAACCGUAUUAUUACAGGCAGAUUUGAGCACUG